AUGCUUUUUAUUGUUCAAACUCGCGAGCUUCGCGGUCCUCGUGCCGGCAUGGCUCCCAUACCUAGCAAGGCUAGGGUGUAUGCGGAUGUCAACCCCUCGAAACCGCGAGAAUACUGGGACUAUGAAUCACACGUCAUCGAAUGGGGAAAUAUUGAUGAUUACCAGCUCGUUCGAAAACUUGGACGUGGAAAGUACUCAGAGGUAUUCGAAGGUGUGAAGGUUACUACGGACGAGAAAGUCGUUGUGAAAAUACUGAAACCUGUAAAAAAGAAGAAGAUCAAGCGAGAAAUCAAAAUUCUCGAAAACCUUCGUGGUGGAACCAAUGUCAUCACCUUACUGGAUGUGGUAAAAGAUCCCAUAUCACGCACACCAGCCUUGAUCUUUGAAUAUGUAAACAAUUCGGAUUUCAAGCAGUUAUACGGCACUCUUAGUGAUUUGGAUAUUCGCUACUAUCUGUAUGAACUACUGAAGGCUUUGGAUUAUUGUCAUUCCCAAGGAAUAAUGCAUAGAGAUGUAAAACCUCACAACGUGAUGAUCGACCAUGAAAAGAAACAGCUGCGCUUAAUUGACUGGGGUUUGGCUGAGUUUUAUCAUCCGAAACAAGACUACAACGUGCGGGUCGCUUCUCGGUAUUUCAAGGGUCCAGAGCUUCUAGUGGAUUACCAGUGCUACGAUUACUCACUUGACAUGUGGAGUCUGGGGUGUAUGCUAGCAAGUAUGAUCUUCCGAAAAGAACCGUUUUUCCACGGUCAUGAUAACUAUGAUCAGCUUGUUCGCAUCGCCAAAGUGCUUGGAACAGAAGAACUACACGAGUACAUUGACAAAUAUCAUAUUGAAUUGGAUCCUAGAUUCAACGAUAUUCUUGGGAGGCAUUCUCGAAAACGUUGGGAGAGAUUCAUUCAUGCCGAAAAUCAGCACUUAGUCACUCCAGAAGCCAUUGAUUUCCUUGACAAACUCCUUCGUUAUGAUCAUCAGGAACGUUUAACAGCUCGGGAGGCAAUGGCACAUCCAUAUUUCUUCCCCGUUGUCGAAGCUGCACGUCAGAGUGGUGACGCACUUUCGGUGAAGAGUGAUCAUUCAGAACUCCUUCCACAAGUAGCCGCUACAUCAUGUGUGAGCUCAGUGGUGCGCAUUUGCGCUCGUCAACUUGCCACUCCAGCCGUUGAUCCUGCAACUCCGUCACCAAUAUAUCUUGAUGUGCAGGCUACAUCACCUAUGGAUCCUCGGGUUGUGGAUGCUAUGUUGCCAUACAUGUUAAAUGAAUACGGAAAUCCCCACUCGAGAACCCAUGCUUAUGGAUGGAAGGCUGAGGAAGCGGUAGAAAAGGCUCGCGCGCACGUUGCAACUUUGAUAAAGGCUGACCCUCGCGAAGUGAUUUUCACGUCUGGUGCUACAGAAUCGAACAACAUAGCUAUCAAAGGAGUGGCGAAAUUUCAACGGCAUACAGGAAAAAACCAUGUUAUCACAUUGCAAACGGAGCACAAAUGUGUACUGGAUUCUUGUCGCUCACUGGAAACAGAAGGUUUCAAGGUGACGUAUCUUCCAGUGGAUCAAGGAGGCCGUGUUGAUUUGAAGGCCCUCGAAGAUUCUAUCACGCCCCAAACAUGCCUGGUAUCCGCAAUGUCAGUGAACAAUGAAAUUGGUGUGAUUCAGCCAAUUAAGGAAAUUGGAGAAAUAUGUCGAGAACGAAAAGUUGCCUUCCACACAGAUGCCGCUCAAGCAGUGGGCAAAAUACCUAUUGAUGUGAAUGACCUGAAAGUUGACUUGAUGUCUAUAUCAGGGCACAAAAUCUACGGCCCGAAAGGUGUGGGCGCAUUGUACGUCCGUCGACGACCGAGAGUUCGUUUGGAAGCUCAAAUGAGUGGAGGUGGGCAGGAACGUGGGCUCAGGUCCGGAACUCUUCCGGCUCCCCUUUGUGUUGGGUUAGGAGAGGCAUGUCGUAUCGCAGACAAUGAAAUGGCAAUGGACUCAGCUCAUAUUCGCCGACUUUCUAAGAUGCUUGUUGAUGGCGUGAGAUCGCGACUGGGAGAUAUCAUCCUCAAUGGCGAUCCAGAGCAUUUAUACCAUGGAUGUGUGAAUCUUUCAUUUGCGUAUGUUGAAGGCGAAUCGUUAUUGAUGGCGCUAAAAACCGUUGCUUUGUCCUCCGGCAGCGCCUGCACAUCAGCAUCGUUAGAGCCGUCGUACGUGUUGAGGGCUAUCGGAACUGGAGAAGACUUAGCUCAUUCUUCAAUUCGAUUUGGUAUUGGACGCUUCACCACCGAAAAGGAAAUCCAGCACACCAUCGAAUUGUGCGUAAAAGAAGUGCAAAGGUUGCGAGAGUUGAGUCCGCUGUGGGAAAUGGUUCAAGAAGGUAUCGAUCUGAAAAGUAUUCAAUGGACGCAACAUUGA
Ostertagia ostertagi is the source of this 2388-nucleotide messenger RNA. The record is from the annotation of a GenBank genome assembly. Lineage: Eukaryota; Metazoa; Nematoda; Chromadorea; Rhabditida; Trichostrongylidae.